AUGUCUCUUGCCGUUUUGUGUGGCCCACUUGUUUCCGUCCCUCCCCUCUUGCUGUCCGUCCCUCUCCUUCCACCCACUCCCUCGCUUUGUUGCACCCUCUAUUUUCUCCCUUCACACAGUUAUGAUUCGUGUCUCUGUCACCGUUUCUAUCUCUCUGCAUCCACCACCGUUUUCUAUCUGCUCGUCCUCGAUACCUCUCACCCCCCUUCCUUUCCCCUUUUCCCCCAUCCCCCUGCACUUCUCUUUCUCCCUCAUUUUUUUCCGUUCUCACACCAUCUUGACCCGCUCAUCUGCCCCCUCAUCCUCCCACCUCCUCCCUCCCCCUCCACCCCAUUCCGCCUGCCUCCUCUCUCCCGUCGCUCCCUCGAGCUAUCCCGGGAAGCGGCUUCUUUCCUCCUGCGCACACUGCAAGCCGACCCCCUCUGCAUCCCGGCCUUAGUGCCACUAGUGCAGGUGAGCUUCUUCCUACCUCCCCCGCCACCCCAUUCCGCCUGCCUCCUCUCUCUCGCCGCUCCCUUGCUCUCUCGCAAGGUAGCAUCCUUCCUCCUGCACACACUGCAAGCCGACCCCCUCUGCAUCCCAGCCUUAGUGCCUCUAGUGCAGGUAAGCUCCUCCUAUGUCCCAUUCUCCCCACCUACCCUACCACGCCGCACUCCGCCUCCCUCAAGCUCUCGGGGGACGUGUUUUGAGUCGAGUCUCCGGGGAAGCAGCAUCCGCACACUGCAAGCCGAUCCCCUUUGCAUCCCAUCCCUCGUGCCUCUAGUUCAGGUAAGCUUCUCCCUGAACCCCAUCCCUCUUCUCCUCCACCCCACCCCAUUCCGCCUGCCUCCUCUCUCCCGUUGCUCCCUCGAGCUCUUCCAAGAGUCUGCCUCCUUCCUCCUGCGCACACUGCAAGCCGAUCCCCUCUGCAUCCCGGCUCUAGUGCCCCUCGUUCACCUGCAUGCCUCUAGAGCAGAUAUGCCCCAACUGUACCCCAUUUCCUGCCUUGCACUUAUCCCUUCUUCUCCGUUUUUCCUUCCAACCCCAUUUCCUGCCUUGCAGAUUCGCGGCCCCAGAGGAGUGGGAGUGGCCCUUGACAUUCUUCACCGCUCGUGCCUGCCUGCCCUGUCACUGAUAUCUCACUGUCUCUCGCCCCACUCCCUUGCUGCUGAUUCUCGUAUCCGUCCCUUUCUUUCUGACACAGAUUCUUGCGGCCCAGGGCACCAGAGGAGUGAGAGUGGCUCUGGACAUUCUGCACCGCUCGUGCCUGCCUGCUGUUGCACGCUCCAUCCAUCCAUUCAGGUCCUUCGGCUGAUGCCCUCCUGUGCCCAUGCCAUGCGAGGCGUGCUGUCUCUGGGUCUACAAGGCACAUGUGGCCCGUCUCUCCGCAUGGCCAUUCUAGCACUGCAUCUGAACGCGCUUGCUACCACCAGAGAGUCCCUGCCUGCUUGCCUGGUGGGGUGGGCUGGCUGGGAGGGAUGGAGGGAGUCAUUGCCACGCUCACAUUCGUUCUCUCACCCCCGCCCCCGUCCCAUUCCCCUGUGUGCAGGCACGUGCGGCCGUCUCUCUCCUCAUGGCCAUUCUAGCACUGCAUGUGGACGCGCUUGCUGCCACCAGCAGCACCAGAGUCCUUGUUCUCGCCUGCCUGAUGGGGGCUGUUACAAUCACACCCGUUCACUCACACCCCUUCCCCCUCCACCCUAUACAGGCACGUGCGGCCCCUCUCUCCUCAUGAGCACGCUGGCAGUGCAUCUGGACGCCCUCGGUGCCACCAGCAGCAGUGCACUGGCUGCUUGGUGGGGGCUGGCAGGGAGCAUGAAGGCUGUGUGGCUCUCAGCCUUUGCUGGUGCGGCUGGGAGAGGGGCAGCAGUAGGGGCAGCUGUAGUAGGGGAGAGAGAUGGGGGAAGGAGAGGGGAAGGUGCAGCGAGAAAAGAAGCAGCAGCGAAGGAAGCGAGGGCCAGGAAAGUGGUGCUGCAGGUGUGGUGGGAGAGGAGGGAGUGGUGGAAAGCGGUGCAGUUCGGCAUCGGGCAUGUGAAGAGGCAGUUGAGGCUCAUUGAUCGGCUGCAAGGUGGGUGA
This is a messenger RNA of Closterium sp. Naga37s-1, 2055 nucleotides long. The record is from the annotation of a GenBank genome assembly. Lineage: Eukaryota; Viridiplantae; Streptophyta; Zygnematophyceae; Desmidiales; Closteriaceae.